UGUGUGUGUGUGUGUGUGUGUGUGUGUGUGUGUGUGUGUGUGUGUGUGUGUGUGUGUGUGUGUGUGUGUUGGUGGAUAUGUUAUAUCUGGACUUUUCACCUGAUUACACACCAGCAUUACGAGGACCUAUAUGGUAUUUACGGACCAUGCUGAGGUCCUCAUAAAACAAAGAGUGUAAACGGCUUAUAACUGUUUAAGUAACAUACUCUCUCUUUUUCGUGGAAAGUCCUUUUUUACCACUUUACCUGAUUUCUGUGUAUCACAGUGUAUAGAACAGCGCCGCGUAGCGUCCUGACCAUGCUGGUGCUGUUUCAUACACAUUUUGACACACACGGUUAAAAUUUCGCGGGCUGCCUUGUGAUUGGCUGGUUUUUCCUGCGGAGCGGGACAGGGUGAGUGACGUCGGAGGGGCGGGUCAGUCACGUUGGAAGGACUUACGGACGUCAAGUACAAGGUCUAUCAGCCCUUUAAAGAUGAAGACAGGCUUGAAUACCUAGCUCCGAGAUGAAACCGUGUGAGGUGAGAUAUGAUGGCAUGCUUUAUGAUUUUUACGUACGAACGUCAAGUACAAGGUUCAUCAGUUUUUUAAAGAUGAAGACAUGCAUGAGUAGCAAGCUCCGUGAGUUACGUUAGCUCCUGGUAGCUCCGUGUAUAGCUAGCUCCGAGUAGCUCCGUGAAUAGCUAGCUCCGAGUAGCUCCGUGUGUAGCUAGCUCCGAGUAGCCCCGUCUGUAGCUAGCUCCGAGUAGCUCCGUGUGUAACUGGCUCCGUGUAGCUCCGUGAGUAACGUUAGCUCCGAGUAGCCCCGUGUGUAGCUAGCUCCGAGUAGCCCCGUGUGUAGCUAGCUCCGAGUAGCUCCGUGAGUAACGUUAGCUCCGAGUAGCUCCGUGAUUAACGUUAGCUCCGAGUAGCUAGCUUUGUAUAAAACGGAGCUAGCUACAGUUACGAAUGGAGGAGAUGAGACCGUGUGAGGUGAGAUAUGAUGAUAUGCUUUGUGUUUUUUUAAACGAACGUGCAAAACGUAGCGGACAUGCUAGGGACUUUCUUAACUUCUACAGUUAAUCUUAGAGCAUCUAAAGAUGUUCUUAAAUUGUGAAACAGUGUUAAAUUAAAAUUUGAAUUGCGCUGUUAUGGAUUUUCUUAUAUUAUCUCCGUUUAUUACUGAUUUAAAUGGCUAUAGAAAGUUUUCUGAUCGUGCAUGUUCUAUAAAUAAAGAUAAAAAUGCUGAUAGCCUUCUUUGGUCAUUUCAGUAACAAAAUAUGCAUCGGCGAAGACGCUUAAAUCCGAAGGAUGAUGCCAAAUUUUACAUUGAUACUGGAGGGGACAAAGUGGGACUUGAUGUCAAAUACAUCAAUGCCUUCAAAGGUCGCGGCAUCUUCACCUCGGCUCCAUUUGAUAAAGGAGACUUUCUGUUAGAAUAUAGAGGUGAACUAAUAAACCAUAAAGAAUGUCAGAGGAGACAGAGCCUUUACCAUGACCACCUUAAGGUGUUCAUGUUCGAGUUCCAUUUUAAUGGAAAACUAUGGUGUGUUGAUGCAGCAAAAGAGGAUAGGUCUCUUGGAAGGCUUGUAAAUGACGAUAAUGUAAACCCCAAUGCCAAGAUGAAGUACCUAAACAUCCAAGGGAAGCCCCAUCUGUGUUUGUUUGCAGCACGAGACAUCAGUCAAGGAGAGGAGAUCACCUAUAAUUAUGGUGACUCUGACUGGCCAUGGCGAUGCAAGAUGAUCACUGCGAAUGAGCUGAUGGAGUCUGCUGCAAGUGACGAGGCCAACAAGAUUGAGACCUCUGUGGAUGGCCUGAGUCCAACAUGUCCACAACAUAGUCCCCCCAAAAGGGUUGAAAAGAUGAUCACUGCGAAUGAGCUGAUGGAGUCUGCUGCAAGUGACGAGGCCAACAAGAUUGAGACCUCUGUGGAUGGCCUGAGUCCAACAUGUCCACAACAUAGUCCCCCCAAAAGGGUUGAAAAGAUGAUCACUGCGAAUGAGCUGAUGGAGUCUGCUGCAAGUGACGAGGCCAACAAGAUUGAGACCUCUGCGGAUGGCCUGAGUCCAACAUGUCCACAACAUAGUCCCCCCAAAAGGGUUGAAAAGAUGAUCACUGCGAAUGAGCUGAUGGAGUCUGCUGCGAGUGACAAGGCCAACAAGAUUGAGACCUCUGUGGAUGGCCUGAGUCCAACAUGUCCACAACAUGGUCCCCCCAAAAGGGUUGAAAAGUGUCUAAAGCAUCACCUGGUGUCCGCAACAAUAUCCUCUUUGGACAAAUGUGUCCAAUGUGUGGGACCUGUAUCCUCCUUCAAGUGGGUUGGCUAUGAAUGCAGAGUUUGUUCAGGAGUCUGGCAUAAAUCCUGCCUCAGGAAAAUGACGAAUGAUAACCAAGACCCAUCACAGGUCAGUUGGACACAGAAAACAGAACAAAGUUUGUUGAACUCUUAACUGUCUGGAGCUGUCCAUCACGUAAAAUCCUUUCGUUUUCUUUCCAGUUUCUCGAUCAAAUAUCUGAUGAUGAUGACGAUGAUGACAACGACGAGUGUGUGUCGAGUGAGGAAUACAUACCAGACUCGGAAACCCAUGAUGAGGAUGAUGAUUCAGAUGCAAGCAUCCCCAUUACCCC
Molecule: messenger RNA, 2608 nt
Organism: Pungitius pungitius (ninespine stickleback)
Lineage: Eukaryota; Metazoa; Chordata; Actinopteri; Perciformes; Gasterosteidae
Product: histone-lysine N-methyltransferase SETD5
Exons: 9
Coding region: 1258-2430 (390 amino acids)
Biological process (GO): regulation of transcription by RNA polymerase II; regulation of DNA damage response, signal transduction by p53 class mediator
Cellular component (GO): polytene chromosome; nucleus
Molecular function (GO): histone H4K20 methyltransferase activity; protein binding; transcription regulator activity
Source: RefSeq, a predicted model, not a curated record